Molecule: messenger RNA, 1135 nt
Organism: Octodon degus (degu)
Lineage: Eukaryota; Metazoa; Chordata; Mammalia; Rodentia; Octodontidae
Product: mas-related G-protein coupled receptor member X1-like
Exons: 1
Coding region: 1-912 (303 amino acids)
Biological process (GO): G protein-coupled receptor signaling pathway
Cellular component (GO): membrane
Molecular function (GO): G protein-coupled receptor activity
Source: RefSeq, a predicted model, not a curated record
AUGGACCCAACCACGACACCAGAGGAGAUGGAACUCCCAAUAGAUAUGGGAAGUGGUACAUCCUCCUUUCUGCAUUGUUAUGAGACUUUGAUCCCAGAUCUGCUGAUUGUAAUCAUUGCUCUGGUGGGGAUGGCAGGAAAUGGAGUUGUUAUCCAUCUCCAGGGAUGUUGGAUGCGCAGGAACACCAUCUCAGUCUACAUCCUCAACCUGGCUGCAUCGGACUUCCUCCUCCUCUGUUGCUAUUUUAUUGGCUCCCUGCUUGUCCUGUGCUUGGGUCGCACUUAUAUAUAUAAUCCUGCUAUCUAUGCCAAUAUAGCAAUUAUUCCAUACAUUACAGGUCUGAGCAUCCUCAGUGCCAUUAGCAUAGAGCGCUGCCUCUGUGUCCUAUGGCCCAUCUGGUAUCGCAGCCACCGUCCAAGAUACACGUCAGCUGUUGUGUGUACCCUAUUUUGGACCUUAUCCCUGUUUCUUGGCAUCCUAGACUGGUACCACUCUGAUUUUCUAGAUGAGGUUUCUGGAAAAUCUGUUGGCUGGAAAAAUGUUGAUUUUAUCAUAAUUGCAUGGCUGACGUUUUUAUUUCUAACUCUGUCCAUGUCCAGCCUAGCCCUGGCAGUCAAAGUCCUCCAUCGUGGUUCCCAACGGAAGCCACUAACCAGGCUGUAUUUGACCAUUCUAGUCACGGUCCUGGUCUUCCUCAUCUGUGGCCUGCCCUUUGGAAUUUACUGGUUCCUGUUAUUCUGGCUUCCAGUUCCUGCUCAUCACUUCCUUUGUCAUCCUUAUUCAGUCCCAAUUGUCCUGUCCUGUAUUAACAGCUGUGCCAACCCCAUCAUUUACUUCUUAAUUGGCUCCUUUAGGCAGCAGCAUAAGACUCUCAAGCUGGCCCUUCAGAGGGCUCUGCAGGAUUCCUCUUAGAAGAAUGAAGGUGGAGAAAAACGUAUUCAGGAAACCUUGGGGGUUGGACAGUGGAGUGUCUUAGGGGUGAAGAGCUCACUUUUAUUAGAUGGAUGUGGUUUUGAGAGUCAAUGCUACGGUGUUUACUCUUCUGUUAGACUCAUGCAUUGGAAAUGCUUGGGUGAUUUUGUGAUGCUUUCAAAUAGAUAGUUUUACAUGGAUUUUCUUUUUAAAAUAUAUUUAG